AACAAAAGCCACUAUUGGUCGAUUAGGUCCGAAAGGAAGUUAUUUAAUUUUCGAGCGCCCCGGGUUUUCCACCCUAAAUCCCUACUACAACUGGUCUAUAGAAGACGUCAAAUGUAGGCCACUAACACGGGAUGACUUGGCCAAUAGAACUUUUACUGCUUCGAUUCUGUUGUGUUACCACAGGUGUACAGUUUGUCUGUUCUUGAACAGAGUGGAGUGAACGACGCUGGCCAAGCUCAUAACCCGGGUUAACGUCAUGUGGGUUUUGGUUUUCUGUUACCUCUUUACAUUCGACAGGAUAUGGGCUUCCCGCCAUCAACAGAAUCAACAAGUGGACGUUGUCAGUAGUGUUUAUCAGUCACGUGUCUUGACCAUAGUUGACUGCAGAACACCAAACGGUCAAAGUGGAUUUUGCGGAACGAUAACUGAUUGUAGUUAUCUCCUCAUGGAUAUUAUCAAACUUCAACAAUCAGUUUGUUUUGGCGAGUUUCUUCGUCCUGGGGUCUGUUGUCCGAAGAAACAGUUGUAUCCGUUUCCUCCGUCCGUGUUUGCAACAACAACCACGACCACCAUUCGGCCAUUAUCGACUGACCCGCCAGGACCCGUUCUAGAGGGAUCUAGGCAAGCAUGUGGAGUAGGAGAAAGGGUUUCUAGGAUUGUUGGUGGUUUCGAAACCAGCCCUGGACAGUGGCCUUGGAUGGUGGCAAUAUUUUUACGUACAAGAAGUUCAGAAAAGUUUUGGUGUGGUGGCGCUCUAAUCGACGAUCGUGUUGUUUUGACAGCAGGGCAUUGUUUAUCUCAUCCUUUGGGUUACAGUUAUGUGGCAAGCACCAUUGUCAGGUGUACAUGCUGGGAAACAACAAAUUAUGGGCAGCUCAACACUGGCAUCUUGCAGCAAGUUUCCAUGCCUAUUUGGGAUAACGAUGACUGUAAAAAAAAGUAUACGCAGCCAAUUACCGAGGGUUUUUUAUGUGCAGGUUUUACAGAAGGUGGGAAGGAUGCGUGUCAGGGUGAUUCAGGAGGUCCGCUUAUGGUAAGAGACAGAAACAAGAGAUGGACUGUGGUUGGCAUUGUGUCAUUCGGGAGUCGAUGUGCCCAGGCAGGUUAUCCAGGUGUGUACACUCGCAUAACAAAUUACAUGGAUUGGAUAAGAGAGAACGUUGGAUUCUGACGACUUUGAGAAUACUUUUGUACAUAUUUUGUUAUGAUCCUAGAACUUAUUUUUUAAACUGAUACAAAUAAGACUUCAGUAAAUGUUUGUGUUGGUGCUGAUUUGAGUAAGCCUUAUUUUCUGUGGUAAAGUAGUGAUUGAUUUGUGUUAUUGUAC
Limulus polyphemus (Atlantic horseshoe crab) is the source of this 1327-nucleotide messenger RNA. Its product is annotated as proclotting enzyme-like. The coding region runs from base 257 to 1171 and encodes 304 amino acids. Gene Ontology annotation, molecular function: serine-type endopeptidase activity. The transcript has 9 exons. Gene Ontology annotation, biological process: proteolysis. Lineage: Eukaryota; Metazoa; Arthropoda; Merostomata; Xiphosura; Limulidae. The record is from RefSeq and is a predicted model, not a curated record.